GCAGGCGGCGGGCUCGGUCUGUGCGCGGAGCAGGCGAGCGAGCGGGAAGACGCAGCCACCUUCCUCAUCAGCCUGCCCACAGCGGUUUGUUCCUUUUCUCGGGAGUGCGCCAAUGCCUGGGCCGACCCAAACCCUGUCCCCAAAUGGCGAGAACAACAACGACAUCAUCCAGGAUAAUAACGGGACCAUCAUUCCUUUCCGGAAGCACACAGUGCGCGGAGAGCGUUCCUACAGGGGCGGCCUAUUGCCAGUUCAUGGACAUGCUCUUUCCAGGCUGCAUUAGUUUGAAGAAAGUAAAAUUUCAAGCAAAGUUGGAGCACGAGUAUAUCCACAAUUUUAAACUUUUGCAAGCAUCAUUUAAGCGAAUGAACGUCGAUAAGGUAAUUCCAGUGGAGAAGCUAGUGAAAGGACGUUUCCAAGACAACCUGGAUUUUAUUCAGUGGUUUAAGAAAUUCUAUGAUGCUAACUAUGACGGGAAGGAGUAUGAUCCCGUGGAGGCACGACAAGGGCAAGAUGCAAUUCCUCCCCCAGACCCUGGUGAACAGAUCUUCAACCUGCCGAAAAAGUCUCACCAUGCAAACUCCCCCACAGCAGGCGCGGCUAAAUCCAGUCCAGCAUCUAAACCAGGAUCCACACCUUCUCGUCCCUCCUCAGCCAAAAGGGCUUCAUCCAGCAGCUCAGCAUCCAAGUCUGAUAAAGAUUUAGAAACGCAGGUCAUACAGCUUAAUGAACAGGUACAUUCAUUAAAACUUGCCCUCGAGGGCGUGGAAAAGGAAAGGGAUUUCUACUUUGGGAAGUUGAGAGAGAUCGAGCUACUCUGCCAAGAACACGGGCAGGAAAAUGAUGACCUCGUGCAGCGAGUAAUGGAAGUGCUCUAUGCUUCAGAUGAACACGAGGGCCACACAGAAGAGCCGGAAGCAGAGGAGCAGGUCCACGAGCAGCAGCUCCAGCAGCAAGAAGAGUACUGACCUGUCCUGGCAGCUCUUGACACUUCUUUUGUGCAUGGGAACUUUUCUUCUGGAGAAUUGGAACAUGUGUGGCCUCAAGCUCAACAGAAACCAGUUGUUCCCAAUCUGCCGUUACUAUCAGCGCACUGUGCAUACGCCAGCCACUGCACUCGGUUCCCAUUUCCUUUGCCAAGAUGUGUUAGCAGGCGGCCGUUCUGGCCACCUACCCAAGAGAUCGUAGGGUCACAUCCAUUCAACUUCCCACUUGGCUGCUUGAGAUUGGUUCUGCUCUUUCCUUCAUUUCUUUCCAGAACAACUCUCCCCAACCCCAACACCACUACCACCACCCCCCUUUUUUUCCUGGUGUGAAACAAUGGUAAUUUGAUCUAUGGUAUUUAUAUUGGCAUUUCUCAACCCAGUGUCACUAGUUGUCACACGCAUUUGUGGUGCUUUGAUGUUUGCGAGUCUAACCUCUGAACGUAAAAUUGGUCAAAUAAUUAAUUGGAAAAAGGGAAACAGAUACUUGAUAUGAAAGCCAUAACGACAGUGACUUGUGUCAUGGGGAAAAACAUAGGGUCAGUUUUUCCCUCUACUCACAACACUAAAGGGAAAAAAUAAUGGAUUCAAAGUUAGGAGUUCAGGGCCCAGUGAAGUUCAUACAUCAGCAUGUUAGACAACCACACAGUAUGUUGUUAGCUUUGAAAGACAUUCACUUAAGGACAACACCAUCUCAGAUUUGUCCCCUCACCCUGUGCCCCUGCCUCCCCCUGCCCCGGGUUCUCAUGCUGUUUUCUUUCUCAGGGUCCUCUUUGGUGGGCAGCCACUCUCCCCAAGAUGUUGUCAUCAGUCAUCUGCAGUCCAAAGGGGGUCUGGAUAGGUAUAGAUCUUCCUGCCUUGUCCCUCUUCCUCAUGUGGGUUUCAGCCCCAAAACUGUCAUUCACAUUAGGGGACUCCUACUGAAGGAUAGCUCCAGGGUGUGCAGCUCCGAGCUCCAGGGUUCUGUGUCAUGCUCACGCUUGCUAGGAGGCUGGAAGUAAAGACCUUAUUAAUAGGAGCAUAAUUCCAAGGGAGAACCAUAGUCCUGCAGUCCGGUGUUGACACUGAAAUCACACAACAGAAAAACCUGUGACUCCCAAUAUCUUCCGGAAUAAGGAAUUUCCCCCCUUUAACACAAGGGCCCUCCUUGUCAUUGACCUUUUGCUAAACCAUGGCAAUUCAUAAAUAGAGGAAACAUUAAUGAAUUAAAGGCAUUCCUUAUUUUUUUAACUAAUAUUUGCACAUUUUCUUAGUCUCUUUCCAAAUCUUUGCCUUUUUUUUUUUUUCCUUCAACAGAUGGUUUCCCUUCCUGGAUCAUUCAUUUCAGUUGGUUUCUGACUUUAGAUUUACUUUCACUUGUUAUUUGACUUAGCAGGUGCAACAAAAACAAAAAACAAAUGUGCCCACCCCACUUUCCGCUUAACUGAAAAGCUUAAAAUAAAUUUCUGAAUUAUGUAUC
Molecule: messenger RNA, 2442 nt
Organism: Propithecus coquereli (Coquerel's sifaka)
Lineage: Eukaryota; Metazoa; Chordata; Mammalia; Primates; Indriidae
Gene: MAPRE2
Product: microtubule-associated protein, RP/EB family, member 2
Exons: 6
Coding region: 144-968 (274 amino acids)
Biological process (GO): regulation of microtubule polymerization or depolymerization; spindle assembly; protein localization to microtubule plus-end
Cellular component (GO): spindle midzone; microtubule organizing center; cytoplasmic microtubule
Molecular function (GO): microtubule plus-end binding
Source: RefSeq, a predicted model, not a curated record